AUGGAAGAAGUGAACUUCCCAAUACAUCCGUACCCCGCAGAUAUCCUGAAAAAGGUGCCGCAGGAGCAACGAGGGCUGCUGCCGAAAAUCGAAAGCAUCCCUACACGGAAAUAUGCGACGUCGAUCGACGCGCGAAAUUACCUCAGCGUCUACGAAUACCGCGUUCGGGACAACUGGGUUAUCUGGGAUUAUCAUUCUGGACUGGUGCAUUUGACGGGUCUAUGGAAGGCCAUCGGCAAUUCCAAGGCGGAUAUUGUCAAACUGCUCGAUUCGUCACCAGAGUUGGAAAAGCAUCUAAAAAGAAUUCGGGGUGGAUAUCUCAAAAUUCAGGGAACCUGGAUUUCUUACGAAAUGGCCAAGCUUUUGGCCAGUAAGUUUUGCUAUACGAUCCGAUAUGCUCUAAUCCCACUCUUUGGGGCCGACUUUGUCGAUUUGUGCCUCAAGCCUUAUCAACGGGGAUUUGGAAUGCUUCGUCUUCAUGUCACAGAUGCCGACUUAAAGCGUCGUCGUCGGCGUCGGCGUCGGCGUCGGUCAAAUCCUGCGGUUACAGGUGGGAAAAUUGGUAUUAGUGGUGUGAAGAAACCGCAGAUGGGACAAAGGCAACUUUCAUAUGCCGGAAAAGCAACUUUGGGUGGCCAUUCGGUGUCAUUUUCCGGUCAAAACAGUGCUCAAAGUGCCCCAAUAUCAUCUGCUUCGUUUCCUGCAGCGGAUAUAAGAUCUCGGCGCUUAAGAUCAAGAUCUUUGUCUUCUCCGGUAGAUGUGGCUAAACUUCUUCCUUAUCCAACGAUGUCGAAAGUAUGCCUUUUAUCUAUAAGAUACACAGGAAUGCAAUGCUCGACUGCGCCUAGCGAUUAUGCAUUCUCGAAAUCUGCAGAUGCAUGGAAAAAGCCUACCACUAAGUCUGUGGCUGAAAUUGUGUCUCCGCGCUCGGAAGGUAUUCUUUCAGUGCUUAAAGCAGCACAAAAUCUUGAUCCUAGCCUGGCAGUCGACAUGUCUCGAGAAACGUCUACUUCGUCUUCAAAUUCCGUGUCUCCAACUUAUUCCCGCUUCAAUUACACAUAUAACAAUUAUCCUGUGGCCAAACAAAUACCAUAUGAUUUAGCAGGGGCAGAAUAUCGCUCUUUUCCUGUAACUGCUCGUGUUUCUUCAGGAUUACAACCUUCUUUGCCAAAGCAAAGCAGCUGGUGA
Brettanomyces bruxellensis is the source of this 1188-nucleotide messenger RNA. RefSeq lists its product as uncharacterized. The coding region runs from base 1 to 1188 and encodes 395 amino acids. Gene Ontology annotation, cellular component: SBF transcription complex; MBF transcription complex. The record is from RefSeq and is a predicted model, not a curated record. Lineage: Eukaryota; Fungi; Ascomycota; Pichiomycetes; Pichiales; Pichiaceae. The transcript has a single exon. Gene Ontology annotation, molecular function: DNA binding; transcription regulator activity.